AUGAUUAAAGUGAACAAGAAAAUCCUCAGUUUCAAGAAUCUCUGCAAGGAUGCCCAUUUAAUAUCUGGCUCAUCUCUUGCCCAUUUUAUUGCUUUUUCUUCAUCACAACUCCCCCGCAUAAACAGCGCAGCACCAUUGAUUUAUGAUUCGCAGAUUCGAGUUUGUAUUAGCCAUUUUAUCAAUAAAAGAAAAACAGACGACGAUGAUCCAAUGAUUUUUUCUUCAUAUUCACCCGCUGAUUUAGAUGUUGAGAAUCAUCUGACACAUUGUUAA
Molecule: messenger RNA, 273 nt
Organism: Clunio marinus
Lineage: Eukaryota; Metazoa; Arthropoda; Insecta; Diptera; Chironomidae
Source: the annotation of a GenBank genome assembly